Molecule: messenger RNA, 3701 nt
Organism: Sphaerodactylus townsendi
Lineage: Eukaryota; Metazoa; Chordata; Lepidosauria; Squamata; Sphaerodactylidae
Gene: POLL
Product: DNA polymerase lambda
Exons: 9
Coding region: 110-1837 (575 amino acids)
Biological process (GO): double-strand break repair via nonhomologous end joining
Cellular component (GO): nucleus
Molecular function (GO): DNA-directed DNA polymerase activity; DNA binding
Source: RefSeq, a predicted model, not a curated record
CCACCAUUGUUGUUGGAAUGUUCAAUGACAUCAAACCCCAUUUUCCUAUGAUAACACCCCUGUUAAUUGAGCCUGCUUACUCUGCUUUGGGAGAGAGAGAUCCGUGCUUAUGGAGCUUCAAGGAAUUGUCAAAGCUUUCCCUAAACGGAAGAAAAUCACAGAUGGUUCACAGAAGGCAGGCCCUGCAAAAGUCUUGAAAGGAGAAGAAAUCAGAAAUGUUAAUUCAGGGUGGUUGGAGCCUGUCACAGCAUAUGUAGUGCAAGCAGGAAUGGGCCAGGCCAGGGCUGAGAUCUUCCGCAAGCAGAUCGUUCAUAAUGGGGGUCAUGUUUGCAGCCAUCUUUCAUCAGAUGUAACUCAUGUUAUAUUAGAUGAAGGCAUGGAUUGCGACAGGGCCUUCCGACUCCUCAAACUAGCCAAGUUACCUCCCGGACUGCAACUGGUGAAGGCUUCCUGGCUGAGUUCAUGUGUUGCUGAGCAGAAGAUGUUGAGCACGACUGGCUAUAGUCUCUUCAUCCCAGACAGGUAUCUGGAUGUGGCAGACCUUUCGAAGAGGCAACCACAGGUUCUGGAUGAGGAGAAGAUCCAGCCCCAAAUGGUUUGUGCAGUCCUGGAACUAAAGGCUGAACCACAGACGGAGCUCACCUCUUCUUGCAGUGCAGCCAAUUCCACAGGACAGUGGGGAGCUGAAAGGAGGGCCUCCGUUGAUGAGGGAAGUGAGGGGGAAGACCCUGACAUCACUCAAGGAGAGCUGGAGGCAUUGAGGUCAGGCCGAGACCUGAAGGUUUCUUCUGGAGACUCUUCAGUAGGACUUCCCUCUGGCAAGUGGGUUUGUGCUCAGUCUUCUGAACAUAAGAAGACUAAUCAGAAUCAAUGCAUUACAGAGAAGCUGGAGGCACUGGCAAAAGCCUACUCAGUCCAGGGGGACAAAUGGCGAGCUCUGGGUUACUCCAAAGCCAUUAAUGCACUCAAGAGCUACCCCAAGCCAGUCUCUUCCUACCAGGAAGCCUGUCAGAUCCCUGGGAUUGGGAAGCAGAUGGCAGAGAAGAUCGUGGAGAUUCUGGAAAGUGGGCACUUACGCAAGCUGGAUCACAUAAAUGAGAGCGUGUCAGUACUGGAAAUAUUUUCCAACAUCUGGGGAGCAGGAGUCAAGACGGCUCAGCUUUGGUACCAGUGGGGUUUUCGCAGUCUGGAUGACAUUCGCACGAAGGCCUCUCUCACUAGCCAACAAGCCAUUGGCUUGAAGCACUACAAUGACUUUUUGGGACGCAUGACACGGGAAGAAGCUGCAGAAAUUGAGCAGACUGUCAGAGAAACUGCCCAGUCUGUCGUGCCUGGACUGGUGUGCAUGGCCUGUGGCUCAUUCCGACGGGGCAAGCCCACCUGUGGCGAUGUGGAUGUGUUAGUGACCCACCCAGAUGGGCACUCUCAUCAAGGAGUAUUCAACAAGCUGCUUGACAGUCUCCGGAGAACUGGGUUUCUCACAGAUGACUUGGUGAGUCAAGAGGACAAUGGCAACCAGAAGAAGUACCUGGGAGUCUGCCGUCUUCCAGGCCCAGGCCGUUGCCACCGACGUCUUGACAUCAUUGUGGUGCCCUACAGUGAGUUUGCUUGUGCCCUGCUGUACUUCACAGGAUCGGCCCACUUCAACCGCUCCAUGCGGGCCCUGGCCAAGACGAGGGGCAUGAGUCUGUCUGAGCACGGCCUCAGCCGUGGCGUGGUGCGAGGACCUGGUGGCCUCAAAGUAGCGCCUGGCGUUAUUCUGCCUACUCUCACUGAGAAGGACGUGUUCGUGCAUUUGGGACUGCCUUACCGGAAACCACACGAGAGGGACUGGUGAUGGAAGGAAGUGGGGGGCUUCCUCAUCUGUUCUCUGCAAAUUCUUAUAUGUGCUGAAGCCAAACAAUGGACCCUUCUCUGGGAAAAGUCCAGGGUUCUGAGUGUAUUUAACUAGCUUUGAUAGAUUGUACUGAGGGAGGUCACUAAUGUCAGUCUCAUAGACUGGUAUGCAAAUGAAUGAAACAAAGAUUGCAAAGUAUUUUGCACACUUGACAACGCUAUUUAAAGGGUCUAGUAGGAAAAAGGGAGGAGCACAUAGAUUUUAAAUAAUAUAUUAGCAGAAGUGUUGUCGUUAUUGUGAAGGCUGCUAGGAUCUCCUACUAAGAGAGCUUUCCUUUUGAAGCAUGCUCCCCUUAGGACUUGUUGUCAACAUAUUUCCUUCUUUUUUUUAGCUGGAGACUAUAUUCUGCCACAAUCAAAUGGAGUUUUAAAGAACUCCGACAACUGAAGACUGGCCAGAUGGUAAUAUUGUUCCACUAUUGGUGUAGAUACGUUCAUUUGCAUAAUAUUUACUGGCCAUAGAAACUGAUAUCAUACUAGGAUUUGGAACAGUUUUAUCACUACCUCCAUGAGGAGGGUAAAAACAGAUUGCUGUAUGGAGUGAAAACACUCCAUACACUCUGCAACUGGGCAGAUCAAGUCAAAGUAAUUAGGAAGAUGCUUUCUUAGUGCUAAGAAGAAUUAGCAGUGGGAGAUGUUGGGAGAUUCUGCUUCUCUGGCUUUUAAAAGGAGGCUGGAUGAGCAUCCUUCAGGAAUGCUUUAGAAUAGGCUAAAAGAGAAGCAUUCUGUGCUCAGGUGAACAAUAUUCUACACAAUAUUAUAAUUGUUUAAAUUAGCACCCCCAGCCUGGAUUGCCCAGACUAGCCCAGUCUCAGCAUAUCUUGGAAGGUGAACAGGUUUGGCCGUGGUUUUUACUUGGAUAGGAAAUCACCAAGAAAGUCCAGGGCUGCAAUGCAGAGACAGGCCAUGGCAAAUCACCUCUGAACAUCCCUUGCCUUGAAAACCCUAUUCAGGUCCCUGAAGUCAGCUGUGACUUGAUGGCACUUUCUAACUCUGAUUAAAUUAGCAGGGCUCAGCUUCAUACCCUGAACCACCAGAAAUGCUGCUCAGACAUGUCCUUGCACUACUGAGAAUGUCCUAUGUUAUGGACAUAUGUUUGGAUUCACUAGAUAACCCUUGUAGUAUCUCCCAGUUCCGGCUUUCUGGGGACUGUCCUUUGAUCAUUGAGAGUGCUACACUGGUUGCCUCUUGUAUCUGGGCAUUUUAAGGAUUGUUCCAAUGCUUUCCUCUACAAACAUGAGAAAUAGUUGUUGUUGUUUUUUAAAAAAGCAAUGAGAACUGGAAUUCUGAGGGGUGGGGGGUGAGGGAUACAACUCUCUGAUUCCUGAUCAAAAGCUGGAGAAAGUGACAGUGAGCUCUGUCUUCUUCUCCCACAACAAGCUCUUGGUGUCACCCAUGGUUAGAAGUAGCUUCAGGGCAGACAAAAAAAGUAUGUCUUCACGCAAUAUGUGUCAUUAAUCUAUGCAAUUUGCUAUCAUAAGAUCUACGGAUGGCCCCUGACUUUUAAAGGUGAGAGGGAAUUGGAUUUGUGGAGGGUCAGUCUUGCAAUGUGAUGGCUAAAUGGAGGGCAAUUGCCUUCUGGUCCUGUGUGUGGCCUUCCCAGGGCAAUCAGGUGGGCCACUAGUGAGAAAAAGGGUAGGCAGAACCUCGAUCCAGUGGAGCUGUUCUUAUAUUCUUAAGUCUCUAGGCUUCCCUGAAUGUGUCAUAACUCUCCAGUGUAUCACUAGUGAUCCUUUAUACUAACUAUAGUUGGAAACAAAUAGUGCUAUGGGUUCUGAAAAGCAAUAAAAAAUCUCUUUCCAUGU